GUGCUGUCUUUGAAUAGUUCGUGCAGUCUAAAACUAGGUAGAGUCAUGAAUUUCCAUGCAAAAUAAUUCGGUUUACGGCCAAGUUUUAAAAAUUCGCGUUGGUCAAAGAAAAAAAUCCCCAUUUAUACGUAACGUACACAUGUUUUCCUUCAACAGCUGUAACGUCGUUACAAAAGUGUUGCCAAAUUUCCCCUGAAAAUUUUGUAUUCACUCUUUUCUUAGUUUGCCAGAUAUUAGUUUGUUUUUGUCCCCGCACUUGUCACAAUUUUAGUCAUCCGACUCGCCGAAGAUGGGCAUGUCCGAGGAAGUGGAGGGCCUGCUCGCGACGGCCAUAGAAACGUACAAAACUCUGUUCAAUGGCUCCGUCCCGACUAUCGCUGUCUGCUCGCCUACGAAAGCGAACAUAAUAGGCGAGCACAUCGCCUAUGUUGACGGGAUGGUCCUGUCCCUGAGCAUACCACUCUACAUAAUCGCCGUCGGGGCCAGGAACGACCUGAACACGAUCCGUAUCCACACGGACAACAAGGAAAUCGAGGAAAGUCAGCGUUACAUCGAAUUCCCCAUCCCCAGCAUCGAGCCGCUGGCCCAGGGCGGCCCUUCGUGGAGCAACUACGUCAAAGGGACGAUUGAGCUGUUCAAGGGCUACAUUCUCGAGGGUUUCGACAUGGUCAUUGUCUCUAGGAUACCCCUCAAAGUCGGCCUGGGAAGCAGCAGUGCCUUUUGCAUCGCCGUUUACAGUUUCCUCGAGGCGUUCACCAAAGAGGUCACAGUCAACCUGAGGGACAAGGCGUACAGGUGCAUGAGGGCCGAGGAGAAGUUCAACCCGGACAAGAAGACGUCCGGAAUCAUGGACAUUUACAUAUUGCUCUGCUCGAAGGAGAACUACGCCAUAAGCCUCGAUUGCAGGGACAUGCGCUACAAGUACAUACCGUUCAACGUCAAAGACGUCUCCGUGCUGAUCAUUAACUCAAACAAGCAGAGCAUGUUCACCGACAAGGACAUGGAGUCGAGGAAGCAGCUCUGUCAUGACGCGGCCAAGAUAAUGGGACUCACGUCGAUACGAGAAGCGAAGACAGCGCAUUUCAAAGCUUUCAAGACACCACUUCUCGAGGACAAAGAGCGCGACAUGCGUGCCAGGCACGCACAUUCUGAGAUCAAGCGGGUCGAGCGUGCUGUGCAGGCAAUGCUGGCAAAUGACUUCAAACUCCUGGGCCGGCUCAUGAACCAGAGCCAGACUUCGCUCAAGUAUGAUUGCGAAGUGACGAUACCCGAGAUUGACGAGCUGAUCGACAUCGUCCUGGAGAUCAACGGUGUCUAUGGGACCAAGAUGUUCGGACCUGGUCUCGGUGGGUGCAUCAUAGUACUGCUUAAAUCUUCAGCCGUGGAUGAGGUGGUGGUCGCGACGAAGAGAAAAUUCUCCGGCAAGGCGGAGUUCUACCUGGCCGAGCCAGCCGAAAGGGUGCAUGACAUCAGCUACAUGAUCUUCAACCUGGAAAGGCGGGCAUUGACGAUAAUCGGCAGCAUAUCCACCCAGCUCGAGUACGCCGUUGAAUUCUUCCUUGCGAGGUACAACAGAUACCCGGACACUGCGGUACAGGCACCGGGCAGGGUCACAAUACUCGGCGAGCACACAUGCACGCACAGUGGUUUCAUGCUGCAAAUGGCGAUACCCUUAUCGACUAUCAUAGUCGGCAAGCGGAACUGCACCAACUUCCUAAACAUAUAUGUCGACGAGGACUUUGCAGGUGGGGGCGGGGGUGAUUUCCUCUGUGUCACGCUACCUGUCGUAGUCGACUUCCGGAAGAGCAAGUCCCAUUGGACCAACAUGAUAUACGGCACUCUGUUGAAGUUUCAAGGCGAGUUGAAAGAGGGCUUUGAUUUGGUGCUUGUGAGCACGAUCCCAGACGCGUCCGGCCUUGGACGCGACAGCUCAGUCAUUGUCGCCUUCUACACUUUCCUCGAAGCAGUGACAAAACAGCAGACACCUAAGUGGACGAUGAAAGCGCGCCAGUGCUAUUUGGCCGAGCACGAAUACACUGAGAACGAGUGCUCAUACGCCGACUACCUAACAAUAAUAGCAGCUGAGGAGGAUUACCUCACCUACAUCGAUUGCAUGACGGAAGAAAUUGAAAUGAUACCUUUCAAAAAGGAGGAGUACCUUUUCCUCCUGACGACCCUCCCAGAGGAGAAGAUCAUGCCUGACGACAAGUAUCCAGACCGGCAGACUGAGUGUGAAGAGCUGGUCAUUGUACUUGGAAUUCAGUCACUGAGAGAGGCAAACGUCGAAAUGCUAGACGAGAAACAGGACUGCAUGAGCUUUGGGAUGUACAAAAGAGGCAACUACGUCAUACAGGAGAUGAUGAGGACAUAUGAGGCGAUGAAGUCUUUAAACAGGAAGGAUUACGACUCGCUUGGCGCUAUCAUGCUCCAAUCUCACAACUCUUUGAGAUACCAUUACGAACAUGUGAGCGCCUCGCUCAACCAGAUUGUCGCCCUGACGAUGAAAUGCCCUGGCGUGCUAGGCACGAAGAUAACAUCCUCGGAACAAAGCCGGUGCACCCUGACGUUGGUGAGAAAGAAGUGCCUGGAAAGCGUUAUUGACCGUGUGUACUGCGGAUACAAGCAAAGGACACUUUUUUACACUCUAGAACCAAAAGAUGGCACAAGGAAUAUAACAGAGUCGCUGAACCUGGAGCUGAGGAGACGACGCGAGGACAUUGACAUUGUAAGCGAGCACUUAUCCGUCCACUCGGUUGCCUCGUCCGACCUCAACGCCCUGUCCUGGUCGAUGUUCGACCUAGGCGAGGAAUGGGCUGACUGGUCUGCUCAGAGGAAGAAACAGCCCAAGGAGGGCUCGGAACACGACUCCGUCCAGGAGACGGCGAAAGACGAAGAAAUGGAGUUUGGUAUGACGACCGGAGGGUUUGGUAUGGAUGAUGAGGAUGAUAUAUAAAACCCAGCGAUGAUGGCAAACCAGAGAAGAUAAAAAAUGCCAAUAAAUUAACACAUGUAAACAAA
Messenger RNA from Cimex lectularius (bed bug), 3018 nucleotides. RefSeq lists its product as uncharacterized. Gene Ontology annotation, biological process: galactose metabolic process; carbohydrate phosphorylation. The record is from RefSeq and is a predicted model, not a curated record. The coding region runs from base 290 to 2953 and encodes 887 amino acids. NCBI's taxonomy places the organism in Eukaryota, Metazoa, Arthropoda, Insecta, Hemiptera, Cimicidae. Gene Ontology annotation, molecular function: galactokinase activity; ATP binding. The transcript is spliced from 16 exons. Gene Ontology annotation, cellular component: cytosol.